AUGGCCCGAGGAUUCGUUAUUGACUUCAAAGGAAAGUGCGUCGUGGUCACCGGUGGCAACCGCGGGAUAGGACUGGCCAUUAGCAAGGCGGUAGCGCAGGCCGGAGCCAGCGUCGCCAUCAUCUAUAGGUCCUCCAAGGAUGCCGACCAGGUUGCCUCGAAUAUCGGGAAAGAGUUUGGUGUGAAGACCAAGGCGUACAAAUGCGAUGUCUCGGAUGCAGACCUGGUCAACAAGACGUUUACGAAGAUCGACGACGAGCUUGGUCCAAUCACCGGCCUUGUUGCGAACGCGGGGGUCUCCGUAGUCAAGCCAGCGAUAGAGAUGACCACGGACGACUUCAAUAAGGUCUUCACCGUGAACGUCCUCGGCGUAUUCAAUAGUGCCCGGGCAGCCGCAAAGUUGUGGAUCGACCGGAAGCAUCAGGGCGGCUCCAUCGUCAUAACAUCGUCGAUGUCUUCGCAGAUCAUCAACCAGACCGGCGCGAACGAGCCGUUAACCCAGAUAUUCUAUAACUCUUCAAAAGGAGCGGUGAGCAACUUGUGCAAGGGGCUCGCAGCGGAGUGGGCGGCACAUAAUAUCCGAGUAAACGCGGUGUCUCCCGGAUACGUGGAUACCGACCAGACUGCCGGAAUGGAUGAAAACAUUAGGAAGUACCAAGCGAACAACGUACCACUCAAGCGGUUUGCAAAGCCCGAAGAGAUGACCGGACAGACAGUUUUGCUUCUGUCCGAUUACGCGAGCUACAUGACUGGCGGGGAGUAUUUCGUGGAUGGUGGCCAAUUGAUUUGGUAA
Gloeophyllum trabeum ATCC 11539 is the source of this 792-nucleotide messenger RNA. Its product is annotated as putative NADP-dependent mannitol dehydrogenase. Gene Ontology annotation, cellular component: intracellular anatomical structure. Lineage: Eukaryota; Fungi; Basidiomycota; Agaricomycetes; Gloeophyllales; Gloeophyllaceae. The record is from RefSeq and is a predicted model, not a curated record. Bases 1 to 792 code for a protein of 263 amino acids. The transcript has 10 exons. Gene Ontology annotation, molecular function: oxidoreductase activity, acting on NAD(P)H, oxygen as acceptor.